This is a messenger RNA of Dreissena polymorpha, 3831 nucleotides long. RefSeq lists its product as uncharacterized. Lineage: Eukaryota; Metazoa; Mollusca; Bivalvia; Myida; Dreissenidae. The transcript is spliced from 8 exons. The record is from RefSeq and is a predicted model, not a curated record. The coding region runs from base 405 to 2723 and encodes 772 amino acids.
UUGACAUGGUGGUUUUAACAGUAUUUUUUUUUAAAUAUUUUUAAAGCAUCAAACGUAUUUCGGAUUGUGUGUUUGUCAUUAAUAAUUGUUAACAUCGAUAGGAAUAAAAUAAUUCGCUACGGCAGGAUUAAGAUCUCGUAAAUCGGGUUUUGGUCAGAGUGGAACUAGCAUUCGAUACAAACGCUAUCAAAAAUGGUGUGGUUUAAAAUACAUUUCGAUAAUAGGGAUGGAAAAACAGAAAAUAUAUUUCGACAAAGGGAGGGAAGAACACUAAAUGGAUGUUUAUAUCGUUGUAAAUUUAUCGUUAUAAUCAAUGGAUUAAAGUUGUCAUUAAGGGGCUGCUAAAGCGAUCAUAAGUCUCCUUAAACCCACAUUGGAUUCUGGGACGUAGCUGAUGAAACACCAUGGCGAGUCUAACCAAUGUUUUCUCUGAAAAGGAAAGGGCAAACUGGCUGAAGGCAUGGCUGGCAGUUGUCAUAACAAAGUCUGGUUUAGAGCAGUUUAGUGAGAAUGAGGCUAAAACUGUACACGCAAAUAUAUACAAUAAUGUGUGGUUAAGUAAUCAGGCGCCAGCGGCAUGUACAGGCUGUCACACUGCAAACUUGCUGAAAUGCCCAACACCAGGCAUAUGCAAACGAGGAGCACACAACACAUGCAGAACAAUGCAUGAUAGUGCAGAAAAACAACCACGGCCAUGUCCAUCGAAUGUGUGUAAUAAAGUCCGUGACGAAAUUGUAAAGCAACAUAAAUUUGCAAAUCCUUCUUGGAAGAACACAACUGCGAAAAAAUGGGCAAAUCAUCCAUGGCAAAUAGCGAAGGCUUAUUUACCUCCAGACGGAUAUGCUGAAGAGGUUUCAGUCCAAGAUACCAACUUUAUCGGCAUCAUCAGUUUUAUGAUGAAUUGCAAACACUUUGAAAAUAAAUUGUCAUUCCCAAUUGCUCUAGGAAAACCUCAUCCUCCGUGUCUUUUGACAAAAGCGCGAGAAAGUUUCAGGGUUGUCCGUCAUUCAUCUACUCGUAAAAUCACAGAUACGGAACUCCUAGACAUCUUCACAACAUUUAUUAGCCUGCUGACAGACCCAGCAUGUCUAGCACAUGACGCUGGUGCACAGGAGGCUGUGAGGAAACUAGAAGAGUUGCAAAACGAAUCAUCGAAGAUAACGACGGACUCAUUUAUUUAUUCACUAGAGGCUAUUCAAAACUCAUUGAAGAUAACGACGGAGGCUGCUCGUGAUACACAUAAGGCAGCUUACAUGUAUAUAGCGAAUGAGGCUGUGGAUGAGUUUUGGAUGAACAUUAAAGAGCGUAAGAAGGCUCUGUAUGAGCAUUCUUCUGAAGCUCACCUUUUCACGAUAGUUGAUAGCUUAGCCGAUAAGACUCUGGAUCAAUUGCCGAAGUACCUUGAUCAGUGUUUGAAGGCUUUCAAUGCUCACAUGGAUGAACAUUCCAGCAAGACUGUGGACUCGCCGUACGAGAAAUCAUGUAAAGGACCUCGAAUUGAAGCACUAAGCUCAUACUUCGAUGAAUCAAAACACAGGAGCUAUAAUGUACUGCUUGUGAUGAAGCAGGCAGCUACGGACGAACACUGGACAUUUUUUACAAAGGCGUGUGAGGAUAAAUACAAGUGCGAUGGGGACAUUUUUGAAACAAAUUUGGAUAGUUUUGUAGUCUACGUACCAGCCAGGGCCCCAGAUGAUCCAGAUGAUCUUAAUGUUUCUGACACUACAAACGAUUUGAAAGGCUCCGUUAGUAAUGAUGAAGUUCAUGGUGUCUUGAACGGUCCUGGCAAUAGCACGGAAGUCCAGGAUUUCAACGAUGCAGUCGGUAACAUUGUAGUCCAGGUUGACUUUGACAAUGCAAACACCGACACUGAAUACAAUGUCGGAUUGAACGAUGAGGUCAGUAACACAGAGGUCCAUGUUGGUUUGAAAAGUCCACUUAGCACCACUAAAGUCAAAGAUGACUUAAACGACCCAGUCAGUAACACUGACGUUCAUAAAAACGUGUACGGUCUAGUCAGCCGAACUGCCGUCCAGGAUGGUUUGAACGGUCAUGUUAUUAAAACCGAAUUUCAUGGCAAUUUAAACGGCCCAGUCAGUUACACUGAAAUCAAGGGUGAUAUAAACGGCGUAGUCACUAACGAUGAAGUCCAGAAUGAUUUGAACUGCGCAGCCAGUGACAAUGAAGAUCAGAAUGAUUUGAACGGUAUAGUCAAUAAUAAUGUUGUCCAGAAUUAUUUGAACGGCGAAGUAAAUAACACUGGAGUUGAUGAUUAUUUGAACGGCACAGUCAUUAAAACUGAAGUCCAGGAUGAUUUGAACGGCUCGGUCAGCAAUACUGACCUCCAGGAUUAUUUUAACGGCUCAGUCAGCAGCACUAAAGUGCAUAUUGAUUUUAACAAUCAAGUCAAUAACACUGAAUUCACGGAUCUUUUGGACAGCCCAGUCAGUAACACUGAAGUCCAGGAUGGUUCAAAUAUUUCAGUCACAAAGCCUUGCGAUAUAGAUGUCGUGAAUAUUUCGAACUCAAAUCUCAGAGUUCCGAUUAGUGCUGACGUCACUAACCCUCAAACAGAGACACAAACCGAUGUUUGUGCUUCAGUUUCGAACCAUAGUGCUGAUGAGAAUUAUAAUCACAAACUUAUUUAUGAUAAGUGGUUUUUAUUUGGAACUUGUCUUUUCAUGAUAUCUAUUUUAUUUCGUCAUGUAAAAAAAUCGAUUUGAUUUGGUUACAUUUGAGUAUGGUAACUUUGUAUCGUGCAGAUUCGCGAAUAUUCUUUUUUUUUGUUAAAAAGGAGUGUGUAAACGCGUUUAUUUUGCGUAUUUCAAUUCUUUUAAAAAUAUACAUGUUUAUUCAAAAGAUGCUUUAUCAUAUUUCAAAUGCGCCUAAAAGUAUUGUUCAAAGUAAAUAUUAAUAUAACAAAAAUGUCAGAAAUAUUUAUGAACGGUCUUAAAAACCGGUUAAAACGUAUAAACUGCGCGACAGGCAUACAUUUUCAGCAGCAAAUUUAUUGCUCAUUUGCUAAAUUUUACAUUUCAAAUGUGUGUCGCCUUUUUAUCGACGAUAUGAGUAACUUAAGCGAACGUGAUUCAUUCGAAAAGUAAAACAACCAGAUUCGUAAACUGAUUUUUUGUUUAUUUAUUUUUGUUUGUUUUUGUGUGUGGAUAUAUAGGAUGAUUUACGCCCACGUUUGUUAUUCUAGCCAGUAAAGUAGAAUCUUGACAAAUAUAUAUGUGGUUUGUAUUUUUUCGUGCAAAGUAUAAAUAAAUAAGAUUUUUUUUAUUUGCAUAGCUCUAUGCACUAUGUUAAUGCAUUGUAUACUCUAUGAUUUAAGAAUGGCUAUAAGAUGGCUCUUAUUUUCAAAAGUGGCAACAUUAUUUAAAAAAUAGCGAAAAUGGAUGGCUAAAGAAAAUGUUCACUCAGAGAGAACUUUGUUGAAGUAUUAUAUAUUAUAAAAUGUGAAAUAAAUCUCACUAUGAAAUCGCUUGGUAUGUAUUUAAUGUAUUCAUGUAUUGUGAAUAAAUAGUCUUCAAAUACAACAAUGUUGUUAUAACAUAGCUCAGAGCAGACAAUCAAACUUGCUUAAGUUCCCCAAAAGUAUUCACAUCUAUACGGUGCAUGAGCAGCGGGUUUCCCCUUCUGUAUAAAGUAUCUGUAAAAGGCACUUUCAAAAUCGAGAAACAGUUACACAUUUCCCAAUUGACGUUAUAAUAAUUUGAAAAAAGAAUGAAAAGUUGCGUAAAUUCCGUUCAAAAAGGGCUUAAAAUCUGCAAGUUAACAAGUACAAUACGCACUAAAACUUAACAUGUCAGCAAACAGGCAUGUAACAGA